AUGGAUUUAAGAGAAUAUUCAGAAUCAAUUCUAACAAACCUCAAAAACUGUGAAGAUGAAAACAUGGCAGAGAUUCUAAAUCAGCAAGAAGACCUCGCUCAUUUAUAUAUGGAAAUGUCUGCAUCCGGUAAUAUUUUGCUGAACAUUGAAGAAAUGCUUACUAAAUUUGAGAGUGGGCUAGGUAAUAUCAGCAGUGAAAUUAAGUCACUGCAAUCGCAAACUCUGAAUUUAAGUGUACAGAUGAACAACAGAAAAGACUUAGAUAAUAAGCUGAAACACUAUGUCUCACAAGUGAUGAUUGCCCCAGAGCUAACUAAUAAAUUGCUGUAUUCAGAAAUAGAUGAAGGCUAUAUUAUUUUUGUGAACCAAUUAAAAGAAAAACUUAAGUACAUUAAAUUCCAAGGGAAAAUAUAUAUAUCUAUACACAAAUAUCAACUAUUUAUCAUUAAUUUUCCUAUUUCCUAACAAAAAUAGCAUAUAGUUUUACAAGAAAAUAAUUAAUUUCUUAUAAAUAGUCUAAGAUAUCAAGACCAAGAAAUAAUACCUCCCUCUAUGAAAGACAUUAUCCCUGUCCUACGAAAUAUCUCUGACAAAGUGACCUGAAAAAUCAAAAAUUUCAUAUGAAAUUUUAUCCUUUCUAUCGUAAAACCCAGAAUUAACAUGACUUUAUUGCAAGAGAGUAUGCUUAAAUACAAAGACUUCCUGCAAUUUUUAAGAGAAAAUUCUCAAGAAAAUUACGUUGAGCUUUGUAUGAAGUACACAGAAGCAAUGUCGUCAGUCAAUUUUAGCUAUUUUAAAGCAUAUAUGGCUGGGAUAAAGAAAAAAAUAAAGGACGACUCCACAAAGCUAGACGUAAUAAUCAGCGAAAUUUCAGACCAUUCUCUAUGAAAAGUCCGUGGAUUUGAAUUAAAUAAUCGCCAUUCUAUUAUUGACUCAUUAGAAACUUUAGAACCUAUUACAAGUGACAAUAAAAAAGAGUCAUUUUACAUAGAGCGGCUAUUCCAAAGUGCCUGCAUAUCUUUAAUGAGCUCUUUUCAGGAAAGUUUUGCAUUUACUUUAGACUUUUUUGGACUUAAGCCAGAACAGUAUAAUCCAAUUUUUGGUGAUAUUUAUAUACAGACUUUUCAAAAUAUCAUUGAUACUUUUGCGUUGUUAUUUUCAAAUACAUAUGAUGUGCUAGGACUUUUAUUGGUAUUAAGAAUCAAUUCUGCCCUUGAAUAUAUAUAAAAUUUUUGAUUAAUUAAGAAUUAUCAUUUUAUGGUUUUAAAUGAAACCAUUAAGUAAAUAAUGCCAUACAUUUUUAUAAUAAAUAUAAAUUUUGUAGUAAAAAAUUCCUUUAGUCUUUCGAACUUUUAAUACAAUUGAGAAGAAAAACAUGACAGCUCUCCUAAGCUUUUUUGAGAGAGUUCGCAUGAUUUGUUGGCCUCGUCUGCAGUUUCUUCUAGAUACCAACCUUCGGGAGAUGGAAAAAGCAUACUAUCUCCGUGCCACUGAUAUCACCCUGCAUCCAUUAACGUCAAGAUUUACCCAAUUUAUUGUGUCACUACACAAAAUAUCUCCAACAGACGAUAUGUUCAGACAGCGUCUUGCUUUAUUUAAGCGAGCCUUAAUGCACUCUUUGACAAGACUCUCCCAAGACAUUUCAGAUGAGAAAAAUAGGACUGUUUUCCUUAUAAAUAAUUUGGAUUAUUUAAUUACAGAAUUUAAUGACCAAGGCUUAGUCCUUUCUGAUGAUUUUUUGCAGCUGGAAGGGGAUCUCAACAAUUUAAUUGAAAUUUUUUUAAAAAUGCAACUGAAAGAGGUUUUCGGAGCUUUAAUGGGGAUUAUAGAAAACCCUGAAAAAGCGAGUCCAGAAGAUGUAGAAACUGUGCUUAAAGAUUUUAAUAUAAACUGAAAAAAAGGGAUACAUCUGCUAGAAGUCAUAGAAAAAGACCUUUUUACAGGCAAAGAGAUCCAAAAAGACAUAUUGCGUGGCCUAUUAUUUUUUCUCAGAGAAAUUUCUAUAUUCAGCUCUAAUUUUUCAUACUCAAAAACCAUUAUUUUCUCUCCAAACAAUUUCUUAUGAGGAAAUCCUUUAUUUUUCAAAAGACCUGCUCCAUAUUGCGGCGUACUUAUACCACUUUUUUAAUGGACUACAACGACUUCGUCGAAAUCAUCAAGCGAAGCUACCUCCAUUUAUCAAACUUAUUAGUAUCCGCACGAGGAAUAAUGGCAGAAACACAGCGUUAA
This is a messenger RNA of Blepharisma stoltei, 2229 nucleotides long. Lineage: Eukaryota; Ciliophora; Heterotrichea; Heterotrichida; Blepharismidae. The record is from the annotation of a GenBank genome assembly.